Messenger RNA from Danio rerio (zebrafish), 1180 nucleotides. The record is from RefSeq and is a predicted model, not a curated record. NCBI's taxonomy places the organism in Eukaryota, Metazoa, Chordata, Actinopteri, Cypriniformes, Danionidae.
AGUCACCAAUAUUUGUCUCGUUGUGUUCUGAGAACAUUUACUGUUGAUGCUUUUUGUUUGUUGGAUUACAGAAAACAUCUGGUUUGAAAUUGUCGGAGCCAUUUCACAAAUUUAUGACAUGCAGCCAUGUAACAGCUCUGAUCUAGACGGAGUGAAAUGCAACAUUACACGGAUUUCAUACAACAUCUCAGGUGACGCUGUUGAGUUCCUGAAAGGCUCGCUGGUCACCCGCUUCAUGCCGUUUUUCUACAUCUUCAUCAUCCUCAUCAGUUUGCCUCUGAACGCUUUGGCUUUGGUGACGUUCACCUGCAGGAUCAGAGAAAAGAAACCAGCUGUGAUCUACAUGUCUCACCUGGCGUGUGUGGAUCUGCUCUUCGCCCUGCUGCUGCCUCUGAAGAUCCACUACCAGCUGAACGCUUCUGAUUGGCUGUUUGGUGAGGCGGCGUGUCGUGUGCUCACUGCAGCUUAUUACUGCUACAUGUACUGCUCCAUACUGCUGAUGAUGUGCAUGAGUGUGGACAGACUGCUGGCCGUGGUGUUUCCAAUCGCCUCUUUAACCUGGAGAAAUGCGAGGAAAGCCUCGUUCAUAUGCGCAUUAGUCUGGCUGCUGGCGCUCGCUGGUACUGUGCCACUACUAUUAAUGAGACAAACAUUCAGGAUUAAGGAUGUGGGCGUCACUUGCCAUAAUGUGCUGUAUAACACACAGCUGUAUGCAUAUCUGUUCUUCAUCCUCUCCUGCUUGUAUUUCUUCUUGCCGCUGGUCAUCACUUUAGUGAGCUACUCCAGUGUCAUAUAUGUGCUCAGUGUAAAGUCCGACCGCAUUUCUUCAUCUUCAUCCAACAAAAGGAGAGCUGUGAUCAUGACUAUCUCUGUGCUGAGUGAGUUUGUGGUGUGUUUUGCUCCAACUAAUGUCAUCUUGUUGCAUCACUGUGUUCGAUUAGCUACUGAAGGCAGCACUGAGGAGGGGAAAUACUACAUGCUGGCUGUGUGUUUGGGCAGCGCAAGUGUUUUUCUGGAUCCUCUGCUGUACUAUUAUGGCUCAUUUCAGUGCAGACAGAAAAUCAGCUCUCUGUUUUGGUGGAAGAAGACCAAAAGUGCUAGCACACCAUCAAACACAAACAAUCAAACACAAUCCUCUCACUUGAGCUGUGAGUGCACUAAGGCUAAAGUUACGAAUUGA